Messenger RNA from Thlaspi arvense, 697 nucleotides. The record is from the annotation of a GenBank genome assembly. Lineage: Eukaryota; Viridiplantae; Streptophyta; Magnoliopsida; Brassicales; Brassicaceae.
UUUUGGUUGAGAAAUCAUAUCUUUUAUUUUUUUUUACAAUGAAAAUAAAACUUAGAUAUAUAUGAUGUAUGCAGAAAAGCUGAGAAAUCUCGCGGUGCUCUUGCUUCAGUCCUCAGAUUGAGAUAUUUUCCGACCCGAGGAGGAAGGAGAAACGAUGGGUUUUGUCCUAACUUCUUCUUGUCCCCCGUCCUCGCUCGUGCUCGUCUCUCACCCUCACAAGUUCUCCGCCGGAAUCAAAAGCAGUGAAAUUCCGUUUCGUCCUCAAUUUUCACCGACCCGUAGAACCCUAAUUGCCAAACCAUGUUGUUUCAAUCUCCCUCAAGAACCCAUUCUCUCCGAGGCUCUCAAGGAGCCAAUUGCAUUUGUGGGUGGGAUGUUUGCUGGACUGCUAAGACUCGAUCUCAACGAAGAACCGCUCAAGGAAUGGGUGACGCGAACUGUUGAAGCCUCAGGUAUCACAGAAGAGGAAGUUGAUGCAGAUGGUAUGGCCUCGAAUGAAGAAGCAGCUCCUCAACAGAUCGAGAUUGAAUGAUGGCUCUUUGCUGUUUUUGCAGAUAAAUGUAGCUUUGCCUUGUCUGUGUUUAUUUAUGUAAAAUGAAGUUUAUCUAUCUUGCUCAAUGCGUCUUAACCAAAGGGUUCCUCUGAUUAUUCUUAUGCAAACCCAAACCAAAGUUUUAGUUAGAUUAGGCCUUUUCUU